AGAGUCCAAGGUUGUUUAUGAUGUUAUCCACUUGAUUCAGUCUAAUAACCCCUCUAGGUCUUCCCUCAAAGAUUCCAACUGUACCUAUGAUGUGAGAUGUCCCUUAUUACUGUAGGUUAGAAUGUGAUGUGUUGCUUUCCUUAUUACUGUUGUAGUAUAAUUUGUUAUGUUGCAACAUUUUUUUUUUCAAACACAGGUUUUGGAAACAUUGGUGUACUUGAGGAUUAGUCACGUUGACAUACAGUCACUUCAACAACACAAUGAGAAGAAAUCAUCUGUAGAACUGAAGAUUGAAAAGAAUAAAAAUAGAAUGGAAAAGAAGCUGAAAGGAAAGAUGUCCAAGAAAGAGAAGAAGAGAAAAAGGGAAAUGAAAAAACUAGAGAAGGAACUUCAAGAAACUGAAGCUGUUGAAAGCCAACAGAAAAGAGCAAAGCUGGUGAGUGUGAAGAGUACAAUCACUUCUCUAAAGUCUACUUCAAACCCAAGCUCAGUAAAUGCUGGCCUAGAGAACCAACGAACCAACGAACCAACGAACCAACGAACCAACGAACCAACGAACGAAUGACUUUAUUUAAGUUUCAAAGGCUAUAUUUAAAGCUUUAGAAAAACUAAUUGGGGACACUAUUUGGUGUUACCUUAUAGUCUAACCUUUCAUUUGCUAAGCAUGUUAAAAUUAAACUGAACAAAGCGAAUAAAUGUCCUUACAUAAUAAGAGAACUUAGGAAAGAGGGUUACAGCCAAGACAAAAUCGAUCAUCUCUACAAAGCGAUCGUUCUUCCUAAAUAUUGUAUGGUCUCCCUGUUUAUGGCGCAUACCAAGCGGAUUUAAAUACAGUACAAUGCUUGCUGAAUAGAUGCUUUAAGAGGCGCUUCUCCUCAAAACUUUAUACACCUGUAAUAUCCUGGAAAAGUGUACCCUUUGUUGCCCCAAGCCAAAGCAUCCUCCCUUACAUUGAGAUGUUAAGUACCAGUCAGUUACCCAAGAUAAACAAAGAACGUUUUAAAAGUAGUUUUUUUUUUUACUAGGCUUAAUUUUAAAUACAAUUUAGCAAUAUGAGAAAUUCUUACUGUAAGCGCGUUAUUUAACCCUUUUCAAAAUUUAUGUAACAUUUGGUAUGUACUGUAUAUUAGUAUGAUAUCAGAAAUUACAAGAUAUCAAAUAUAUAUAAAAUGUAAAAUGGCUAAAGUUCCCAACCUGUAUCUGGGAGGUCAUGGGUCCAAGUCUUGUUGGGACUCAGAUGUUUUCUAUGUUCCAAAUAAGCAUUAAUUUUCAUCUUAAUCGCUUAAUCGUAUCUAUAACAAAAUUCUCCAUCGUUAUUGGUUCUCCGCGCGCCUAUUGGUCACGUAAUCGGCGCG
This is a messenger RNA of Orbicella faveolata, 1355 nucleotides long. RefSeq names its product nucleolar complex protein 3 homolog. The record is from RefSeq and is a predicted model, not a curated record. Lineage: Eukaryota; Metazoa; Cnidaria; Anthozoa; Scleractinia; Merulinidae.